Molecule: messenger RNA, 2871 nt
Organism: Zootoca vivipara (common lizard)
Lineage: Eukaryota; Metazoa; Chordata; Lepidosauria; Squamata; Lacertidae
Gene: SMAD6
Product: SMAD family member 6
Biological process (GO): regulation of transcription by RNA polymerase II; cell differentiation; SMAD protein signal transduction
Cellular component (GO): heteromeric SMAD protein complex
Molecular function (GO): I-SMAD binding; transcription regulator inhibitor activity
Source: RefSeq, a predicted model, not a curated record
GGGAGGGAGCCAAUGACUCCAGCGCUCUCCUAGGGGGCCCUGCGUGUGUGUUUUAGAAGAACAAAAAAGAGAGAGAGGGAAGAAGUGGGGGGGACAGAGAGAGGGAGGGAGAGGCGACGAGGGUCUCCGCUGCUCGGGAGGCAGAUCUCGGCGGCCCCCCAAGCCCGGGGGGCGGAAGAAGGAGGAGGAGUGAAGUCGGGGGGCUCUACCCUAGGUGGACGCCUCUGCCCCCAGGAGCCUCGCCGGCCCUUCUGCAAGCACCGAGGGCUUCGCUUGGUGUGGAUUUGCUGAGGCUGCUCCGCCGGACCGCCGAGGAGGAUUUGGGGCGCCUUUUCUUCCCGAACGGCGGCGGCGGCGACGGUGCUUCUUCUCAUGCGCCUGCUGCAGUGCUGCUGCUGUUGCUGCUGCUCCCGCCGCCGCGUUUCUCUCGGGCUGGGAUCUUGAGUACCGAGCCAAGCCAUGCGCGGCGCCGCCAGCCUGCUCCUUGCCCCGGGGGCCGGCCAGCCUCUAACUUGGGAAGGCGUCGGGGCAACUUUUUAAAAGGCGCCUGAACCAUACGCAAAGCAAGGACCGCGGCGUCGAGGGUUUGCAAGGGCGAAAAAGAAAAAGCUUGGGUUUUUUUUUGUUUUUUUGUUUGCUUGCGCGCUUCUUCGUGGAAGGGCUCCCUCCUCUUUCCUCGCGAGGAAGGUCCGACUUGCUCGCAGGGAGGGGGGCCAGCAAGCCUUCCCCGUCCCCUCCUGGCUCUCGGGGCUCCAUGUAGGGCCGAGGGGGCGGGCUGCGGCGGAUCCCCCGCUCGCCAGGACGCCGGCCUGCGGGGCUCCACUCUAUGCCAUUGCUGCCUCCUUCCCCCAUGUGGCUGCCCGGCCGGCGCUUCUGGGCGAGUGGCUGGGCCGGGCGGGCGAGGAGCCCCCGCGGUUGCUCCGGGAGCCGGCGCCGCUGCCGUCGUGGCUGGGUCUCCUUCAUGCGGCCCUCGUUUGGGAGGAUCUGACCCGGAGCCAGGAAAGGCCAGCAGCUCCGCGGCCGGGCGAAGCGUAUGUUCAGGUCCAAACGGGCAGGGCUUGUGCGGCGACUUUGGAGAAGCCGGGUCCUCCCCGACAGAGAAGGCGUCGGAGGAGGGGGAGGAGGAGGAGAUGGUGGCGGCGGCUCCACCGGCAGUAUCACCGGCAGCCUCAGGAAGAGCCAUGAGCGAGGGGGCAGCGACGGCAGGAGCCCGGAGAAGCUCCCUGCGAGCGGCAGGCGAGCAGUGACUGGCGGAGGCGCCGUCGAGGAGCCGUGCGCUUUGGAGAGGUCCAUGGCGCACGGCGAGGGCGACCCUCCGGCGCCCCCCGAGGUGGAAGAGGAGGCAGCGGCCGUAGCAGCAGCAGCAGCGCGGGAGGACGCCGAGGAUGGCGGCCCGGACGGGGACAGCCCGUGGUGGGCGCAGGAGAGCGACGGCAUGACCGUCACCUGCUGCCUCUUCAAGGAGAGGGACGCCGACGCUGACGCCGUCUCGCCCCGGCCCCGGGAGCUGCCAGCCCGGGAAGGGCGCUCCAGGCUCUCUCUGCUGGAGCAGGAGCUCAAGGCCGUCACGUACUCACUCCUGAAACGCCUCAAGGAGCGCUCCCUCGACAGCCUCCUCGAAGCCGUCGAGUCCCGCGGCGGGAUGCCCAGUGACUGUGUCCUUGUCUCCCGCGCCGAGGUGCGCCUGGGCGGUCAGGCAGCUCCUCCGCACCUCCUGCUGGGGAAGCUCUUCCGCUGGCCGGACCUCCAGCACCCGGCCGAGCUGAAACCCCUGUGCGAGUGCGGCAGCUUCGGCCUCCCCGACGGCCCCACGGUGUGCUGCAACCCCUAUCACUUCAGCAGGCUGUGCGGGCCAGAAUCUCCACCCCCUCCUUAUUCCCGGCUGUCUCCAAAUGAUGAGCAAAAGCCACUGGAUCUUUCAGAUUCCACAUUGUCGUACACUGAAACAGAGGCUACAAACUCGCCCAAUGUCACCCCUGGAGAAUUUUCAGAUGCCACCAUGUCCCCUGACGCAAUUAAGCAAAGCCAUUGGUGCAACGUCGCCUACUGGGAGCACCGGACGCGGGUCGGGCGCCUCUACACCGUGUACGAACAGUCCGUCAGUAUCUUCUAUGACCUACCUCAAGGAAACGGCUUCUGCCUGGGACAGCUGCAGCUGGAGAACAGGAACGAGACUGUCCGCCGGACUCGAAGUAAGAUUGGAUAUGGGAUUUUGCUCAGCAAGGAGCAGGACGGCGUGUGGGCCUACAACCGUAGCGAGCACCCCAUCUUCGUCAACUCCCCAACACUGGACAUUCCCAACUGUCGGACUCUCAUUGUGCGCAAAGUGAUGCCUGGCUACUCGAUCAAGGUCUUCGACUACGAGAAGUCUUGCCUCUUGCAGCACGCCACGGACUUGGGGUACCCCGACGGACCUUUCGACCCCAACAGCGUCCGGAUCAGCUUUGCAAAAGGCUGGGGACCUUCUUACUCCAGACAGUUCAUCACCUCCUGUCCCUGCUGGCUGGAGAUUUUGCUCAACAACCACAGAUAGCCGCUCCAGCCUUGGAGGAGGAGGAGGAGGAGGAGAGCCGAGCGGGACACGAGACUUAUCCCCAAAUAUCAUCUACCUAGAUUUAAUAUAAAGUUUUAUAUAUUAUAUGAAAAUAUAUAUUAUACUUGUAAUUAUGGAGUCAUUUUUACAAUGUAAUUAUUUAUGUAUGGUGCAAUGUGUAUAUGGACAAAAAAUGGAAAAUGCACUUUGGCUUAGAGGUCUUUCAAUACAGUUGUGUUUGUUUUUAAGGAGGAAAAGAAUUAUACAGCAAAAAUUGGAAGUAGCGCCAUGUUUGGGCUGUAUAGUUUUUUAUAUUAAAAAAAAUAGUAAUACCCAGG